Molecule: messenger RNA, 1726 nt
Organism: Ostreococcus lucimarinus CCE9901
Lineage: Eukaryota; Viridiplantae; Chlorophyta; Mamiellophyceae; Mamiellales; Bathycoccaceae
Exons: 2
Coding region: 398-1708 (436 amino acids)
Biological process (GO): proteolysis
Cellular component (GO): mitochondrion
Molecular function (GO): metal ion binding; metalloendopeptidase activity
Source: RefSeq, a predicted model, not a curated record
CCCGCGCGCGCGCAUCAUGCUCGCCAGGCGCGCCCGAAACGUCCGCGCCCUCGCGCACCGCGCGCUGUUCGCGCGCGCGAACGCCUCCGCGGCGUCCGCGGCCGACGCGGCGCCGAUCUGGACCGGCGACGACGACGAUCGGGCGUCGGACGCGACGAACGUUUGGACGCGUCACGGCGCGCCGGAGGCGCGAUCGUUCGCGCAUCGCGGGAUAUUGGCCGGCGAUGACACCAAGGUGAGCGCUCAGCGCGCGCGCGGCGCGGAGGUGGACGAACGAGGCGAGAGGAGGGCGCGCGGAGGCGAGAAGAGGGCGAUCCGCGGGGGGUUUCGAGGACGCGCGAGGCGGGGACGGCGCGAGGCGACGACGCGAGAGAGAGAGCGCGGCGAGGAGAGAGGGAUGGUGACCACGCUCGCGAACGGGCUUCGCGUGGCGACGGAGGCGGUUCCGUACGCGGAGACGGCGACGGUGGGCGUCUGGAUCGACGCCGGGUCUCGAUACGAGGACGCGCAGACAAACGGAACGGCGCACUUCCUGGAGCACAUGGCGUUUAAGGGCACGAAGACGCGAUCUGCAUCGGGAUUGGAAGAAGAGAUCGAGAACAUGGGUGGUCACUUGAACGCGUACACGAGCCGAGAGCAGACGACGUAUUACGCCAAGGUUUUCAAAAAGGACGUCGGCGCGGCGGUGGACAUUUUGAGCGACAUCUUGCAAAACUCUGCGUUGGAGAACGCGCAAAUCGAGCGUGAGCGCGGCGUGAUUCUUCGUGAGAUGGAAGAAGUUGAAAAGGACAUCGAAGAAGUGCUCUUCGACCACUUGCAUGCGACGGCUUUUCAGCAAACGUCCCUCGGGACGACGAUUCUCGGAUCGGACAAGUGCGUGCGCUCGGUGACGCAAGAAGACUUGCAAACGUACAUCAAGACCCACUACACCGCCCCGCGCAUGGUCGUUGUUGGCACCGGUGCGGUUGAUCACGAUGAGCUCGUCAAGCUCGCCGAAAAGGCUUUCGCCAGCCUCCCGACGGAGGGUGCGAGCACCAACGCGCUCGUCGCCAAGAACCCGGGACACUUCACCGGUAGCGAGGUGCGCAUCCGCGAUGACGACAUGACCACGGUGAACUUCGCCGUGGCGUUCAAGGGCGCGUCUUGGACGUCUCCCGAUGCCGUCCCGCUCAUGGUCAUGCAAGCCAUGCUCGGGAGCUGGGAUAAGCAAGCCAUCGGCGCGGAUGACAUGAUGUCCCCGCUCGCGCAAGCGUUCUCCGCCAACAAGCUCGGUAACUCGUUCAUGGCGUUCAACACCAACUACGCCGACACCGGUUUGUUCGGUGUGCACGUUUCGAGCGAUAACAUCGACGGUCUCGACGAUACCGCGUUCGCGGUGAUGAGAGAGUUCCAAAACCUCAUCUAUUGCCCGGAGGAGAAUGACUUGUUGCGCGCCAAGGAAGCGCUCAAGUCGUCCUUGUUGUUGCACUCUGAAUCCGGCACCAGCGCGGUGGCGGAAGAAGUUGGUCGUCAACUUUUGACGUACGGCAAACGCAUGUCGCGCGCCGAAUUGUUCGCGCGCAUCGACGACGUCAACAUCGAAACCGUCAAGUCUGUCGCGUGGAAGUACAUUCGCGACCAAGAACUCGCGAUCGCCGCCAUCGGCCCGACUCAGUUCUUGCCCGACUACCUGUGGUUCCGCACGUCCACCUACAACAACUUCUAUUAGCUUUAAAGCGACUUUUUA